AUGACGAGGAGGCUAGUCCUAUUGGCGGCAUUUGUGUGCUACACCUCCGCCGCGGCUCUUUUCCAAGUUCCCGAGGCGGAAACUCUUCACAAAUUGGCCGAAACUCCAUCUAAGGAUGUUCCAUCUGACGCGGUUUUUCUAAUUCAGCUCUCAGUUAUCAUUCUUCGAUUCUAUUCAGGCAGCUCUGGGAUACGCCGUCGACUUCUCUGUCUCUGCUUCUACAACCACUUUGAAUUGCCUCAAGAGCGGUGGCUACAGCGUCGUUUUCACUCGGUUAUCAUUUUUCAUCCUUGACUUAUGAACGUUUUGUAAAGAUUUUAUUAUCUCGUUUAUCUUGUUCAAACAAUUCUCCUGAGGCUCAUCUUUGCGAUGGAAGAAUUGAAGCCAAACUUUCACUUUCUAGCUUAUUAUCUCUAAAGACUUAAAUCAGAAAAUGAUAACCAGAAUAUUUUCCAGUGCAUACAACCCCAGCGGAUCCGGCUCCUUUGACAGGAAUUCUGCCACCACAAUCAAAAACGCCAACACCGGUACUUGAAUCUUCCGUUUAUGGGAAUCUACCCGAAACUUAAGUUGGCCUGGGAGUCGAGGCCUACAUCACGCCUCAGCCGAAGUCAAAGACUAAGACCGGCGCCCAGCAGUUCGUGGAAGUCUAUCAAGGACUCACAAGCAGCGGAAUCGUUAUCCGUUCCGCUUGGAUUCAAGUGAUCGAGACUCGAAGUUCAGAAUAAAAGUUAAAACUGCAGGUGACCUCGCCGGCCAACUGGUACACCAACAGCACCAACGUCAACUUCCUUCUCUCGAUGAUCAACCAGGCCAGAGUAACCGAUAGUCUAAAAUAUUAUCCCUACCAACGCGGAAUUCCAGCAAUACGGAGUCGCCGUGGGCAUCUACACGAGCUACUCGGAUUGGUACACCAUCACUUCCAACUAUCAAGGCCUUCCCUCUGACAUCCUCGUCUGGUACUACAACGUCUACGCCAGUGGAGUCACAGGAGAAAGCGCCCCUACUUACACCGAUUUCCGUCCUUUCGGCACUUGGAAAGUUCCAACGGUCAAGCAAUUCGCUCAAGUCGAAAGCGUGUGCCAAACUACUCUUAACAGGUACACUAAACUCCUGCUGAAAAAGAAAAUCUGAAGACACAGAUUAGUUGAUUGUCAAAAAAUCUCAUUCUGAUUUUAAAUGCUAUGGGCAUAGGGAUAUAUAUAACGCUUCGAUGUUCAAAACUAUCGCUUUUUGACAAUAUUACUAAACACACACGAAUGAAAAUUUCUCGAAUUAAUAUGAGAAAUCUUAAGCAAGAUUUCCUAAUCCCCUUUUAUUUAACUGAAAAGAAAAACCCCGAUGCAGCUGAAUCAAUCUUACAGGAACGUCUACACCCCAGGAAUACCAGCUCUAGCCGAAUCUGAAGUUCAGAAAAACAAAGCUCCAGUUGUCGGAGGCUUCAUUCGUCAGUAA
Messenger RNA from Caenorhabditis auriculariae, 1455 nucleotides. The record is from the annotation of a GenBank genome assembly. NCBI's taxonomy places the organism in Eukaryota, Metazoa, Nematoda, Chromadorea, Rhabditida, Rhabditidae.